AUGUCGAGUCAAACAGCUCCAGUCAUCCCUCCCCGACCGUCAAGAUCACCUCAACAAGGCCUUGCACCUUCCUCAGCAGACAUGCCUAGGAUCCCUCCUCGUCCUACCCACCGCAUUGAGCGCUCAGUGUCUCCCUACCGCGAUAGCUAUGCACCUUCUCCUUUGAAUGAACUGCCCAAUGGUUCGGGCGUGAAGCGUACCCCCUCGACCGAUCUGCCUCCCCGUCCUCCGAGUGUCACAAUUCCCUCUCUGGGUGAAGAGGGUAUCGAGUACGAAGACUUGGAUGUUGGCAACGCCUCCGACGCCCACCAGUCGACCCCCGCGGAAACACGUAACGUGGGAAGCGAUCUCAAGCUCCAUGCGCCAAGGCCAUCAUUACCCUCCUCCAGUGCCAAGGCCAAGGUGCAGGCUGUCACACGUACAGAUUCUCGUCAAGCUGCAGCAGCCGGUCUGGGCCGUGCCGGGUCUCCUCUUCAUGAUGAUCAUGCCGAAAGGCCCACUCGCUCAUCGCAUUCGCGGGCUAGUGGCUCACGCGCCGAGUCUUCAACCGCGUCCGCAGAUCGCAGACAGUCACUCCACGGUGAUGAUCACGGAAUUCCCGAGAUUGGGCAGAGAGUGCCCAUGUACCCCAACGCGGGCGAUGUCCAGGCUCCGUCUCCAAGUCCAUACAUCGUGGAGCACCAGCAGCAACGUCCAGGUCGGAGUCACAACAGAACCCGUAGUGGUCGUGAGGCCUCUCUGCCACCCGGAAGUUAUGGCCUGCAUGGGCACGGUGUACCUACAAACGACAAGUUUGAAAAAGCGUGGUACGAGAAGCACCCUGAGGAAUACGUCAAGGAAGAACAAGGCCAAUAUGGUCCUGGUGUUGGCACGCCUAGACCAGAUUGGGCUUUGAGCAGUGACGACCUGAACAAGAUUGUUCGAGGUUCUGCUGUCACUGGCUCUGGACUUGGUACUUCGCCUGCUGUGGCGGGAACUCCAGAGGAGGAAGUUGGCUACAUUGCCUCUGAUGAGUAUACGCAUCGCUUGUCAUCGCCACCUCCCGAGUCACGUCGGGAUUCUCGUCCGGCCUUCGAGUCCCCACUCCGCAAGUCCAGCUUACCAGCCGCAGAGUCCCAGGCACAACAGGAUGAGGCUGUGGAGAAAGAGGCAGUUGAGAAGCCACAAGAACCUCGAGUGAUUCAUGUUGACGAGCCGUACCACCACUUGCACCAUCCCGAUGGUUUCGCCCAGACUCCGGAUCCGGAAGAGCUUAACCGCGGCUUUGCUGAUGGCAAUGAAAACGACGAGCCCAUAUUGGCUGCCGACGAAGUACGCCCUGAGUCGGCCUACCAGCAUCCCGCUGUCUCUCCUUCGUUUGAACGGAGUGGUAAUGUUGAUUAUGAAGGCAGAAGUCACACACCUAGCGCCACGCACAGUAGAUCUAACAGCAGGGCUGCUAGUGUACAGAGUGGUAUGCCCGCUUUGACGCGAUAUGACUCGCGCGAAGAGCAUGGAGGCGUCUACACUCCUCUUGAAGAUGUCGAAGAAUAUGAGCCCCUGUUCCCUGAGGACGAUGCUAAGGACAAGAAGACUGUCUCAACUGCAGAGCGCUUCAAGCAGCGUCCGGAGCUCAAACAUCGGUUCCCUAGCCAGGAUAUCUGGGAAGAUUCGCCUAACAGUCUGCAGCUGCACGCUACGGUGUCUACCCCGGAGGGCCCCAAGCAGGAGGUGUUUGAGACUCCUGAGCAAGAGUCUUUCCGUAGAAGCCACGCGAGUCACUUGGAUCCCCAUCAGGUCGCAACACAGAUUUUGGAAUCCGAAGAGCAUGACGAGAAGCCCCCCGCUCGACCGGAAGUGGCCAAGCAGAGAUUCCCCAGCCGUGACAUCUGGGAGGACGCCCCUGAAAGCCAUACACUAGUGACGACCAUAGAACCGUCAGAGGAAGAGGUCAAGAGCCCAGAAGUCCCCUCAAAGCCGAGCAUCCCACUACGUCCUCAGAAGCGCCCGCAGCAGACAACAGCAGUAGAUACAUCAACGAAGCCGGUCACCUCACCUACUGAAAAGCGUCAACCUCCAGUCAUCCCGGAUAGACCCAAGCCUCAGAUUCCAGCCCGUCCAGCCAAGCCUAUCUCUCGUGCAAGUCCCGAAGAGUCAAAGGAUAUCGCUCCCAAGCCCAAACCAGCCGUACCGGCGCGUCCUGGCGGUAGUAAGAUUGCUGCACUGAAGGCAGGGUUCCUGUCGGAUUUGAACUCACGGUUGCAGCUUGGCCCGCAGGCCCCUCCCAAGCCUCAGGAGAAGAAGAAAGAGGAAGAAGCCGCCCCGGUAGAGAAACAACCAUUGAGUGAUGCUCGGAAGGGCCGCGCCCGUGGACCCGCGCGGAGAAAGCCUGCCGUUGAGAAGGCCAGCACGAGGUUACCCACUAUUCCUGAGGUCAGAAUCACCACAACGUUGAAUGUCUGGCAAGUUGGUGAAGACGGUAACUUGGUCGUUGGAUCUGAAGCCAACUCUGCUGUUCCUGAUACCAAGCCCGAUACCAUGGCUCCAGCGAUCGCAAAGAAUAUCGCCGGUGAAUCUGUUGAUCCGCAGCCAUUGCCGGAGAAGGAAGAGGAUGUCUCAGCUUCACCGAAGGACACAACAGUCACUGAGUCCAAGGAGCCUACAUUCACCGAGGCUGCCCACUCAAUACCAACUGACAGUGCGGCUGAGCCAAGCCCCGCUGUAGAACCCGUGGUCAAGGAGAAUGUCCCUAUUGCCAAAGAGACCUCAUCCCCUGAGCAAGACGUCGACAACGUCGCCGAAACCCUAGCCGCCUCUGCAGACGGCAAAAGGCCUUCGGAAGGUGACAUUGGCGAGACCCAGUGA
Aspergillus neoniger CBS 115656 is the source of this 2844-nucleotide messenger RNA. Its product is annotated as Aim21 family protein. Bases 1 to 2844 code for a protein of 947 amino acids. The record is from RefSeq and is a predicted model, not a curated record. The transcript is spliced from 2 exons. Lineage: Eukaryota; Fungi; Ascomycota; Eurotiomycetes; Eurotiales; Aspergillaceae.